Molecule: messenger RNA, 1569 nt
Organism: Gamsiella multidivaricata
Lineage: Eukaryota; Fungi; Mortierellomycota; Mortierellomycetes; Mortierellales; Mortierellaceae
Product: glycoside hydrolase
Exons: 4
Biological process (GO): endoplasmic reticulum mannose trimming; carbohydrate metabolic process; mannose trimming involved in glycoprotein ERAD pathway
Cellular component (GO): endoplasmic reticulum; membrane
Molecular function (GO): mannosyl-oligosaccharide 1,2-alpha-mannosidase activity; calcium ion binding
Source: RefSeq, a predicted model, not a curated record
AUGCUCCUUUCUUCCACUUUACCCUCCAAUGGCGUCAAUGCGUCUUCAUCCAGUCAAGCAGCAGAUCCCGUGGUGGGUAACGGAGGCAGCGGCAACAGUGCUAGUGGAGGAAACACUGGAGCAUUUAAUCAGCAGUACUUUCGCCAGCUCCCACCGAUCACGGAUCCUUCUACAGCAGCAGGCGCGAUCGUGACUCAGAGGAUGACGGAAUCUCGGCGACUAUUGUUGCGGAACGAGGCCAAGGAGAUGUUUAUGCAUGGAUACCACGGUUAUUUGAACCAUGCCUUCCCGAAGGACGAACUCAACCCUGUGGCCUGUACGGGGCGUGGGUCCGAUCGAGAAAAUCCCAAUAACAUCAAUGUCAAUGACGUGUUGGGCGACUACUCCUUGACGCUGAUCGACGCCCUUGAUACUUUGGCGGCUAUGCGAGAGCCGGAGCUGUUUCGACAAGCAAUCCAUUUGAUCAAGAGACAUGUUCAUGAUUUCGACAUCAACAGUCGAGUUCAGGUGUUUGAAGUCAACAUUCGGGUCCUUGGUGCAUUGCUCUCUGGACAUUUAUAUGCCUCGGAUCCGAUUUUUAAAAGUGUGGUCAAGGGGUACAAUGGAGAGCUACUGACGAUGGCAGAAGACCUGGGCAAGAGGCUGAUGAAGGCCUUUGAGAACACACCAACAGGUAUUCCUUGGCCACGAGUGAAUCUCAGAAAGGGGGUGUCGCUGGAGGAGUCAGUCGAGACAUGUGUUGCAGGCGCAGGCAGUCUGUUGCUGGAAUUUGGAGUGUUGAGUCGACUUACAGGUGACAAGAGCUAUGAGGAAGCAGCCAAGAGAGCACUGUAUGAACUGUGGAGUAGAAGGUCAAAGAUUGGGCUCAUGGGCAACACAGUAGAUAUCACCUCAGGACAAUGGAUGUCUGCGAUGACAGGGAUCGGUGCUGGCACGGAUUCCUUUUAUGAGUACCUCUUGAAGUCGUACGUGCUAUUUGGGGAUGAAGAGUACCUGGACAUGUACGAGACUGCACAGGAUGCGAUCCGGCGGAACCUCCUCCACGACUCCAAAUACUUUUACAAGCAUGUUCACUUGGAAGACGGGAGCCUCAUGGCAUACUGGGUCGACAGCUUGUCAGCAUUUAUGCCAGGUGUACAGGUGCUUGGAGGAGAUUUGGAGAGUGCCAUCAAGAACCAUCUGUACUAUUACAACAUCUGGCGGAAAUAUCAAGCCAUACCGGAGAGGUUCGACUUUGUACAACAAACAGCAGUUAUUUCGAACUACCCGCUGCGCCCAGAGUUCAUCGAAUCCAAUUACUUUCUCUACAGAGCUACAAAAGAUCCGUUUUAUCUGGAAGUCGGCGAAAUGAUUCUGCGGGACCUUCAGACGUACACCAAAACCAAAUGCGGCUGGGCCUCUCUUCGGAGCGUCAUCGACAAGAAACUCGAGGACCGCAUGGAAAGCUUUGCGCUGUCAGAGACAAUCAAAUAUCUCUACCUUCUCUUUGACGAGGAGAAUCUACUGCAUCAGGAACUCAAGGAUUCGAACUUUGUGUUCACAACUGAGGGCCACGUCUUGCGCUUGUCC